AUGUCAUAUGCAGAAACCAUAGACCAGGCCAUUGCCAAUUGCAAGCAGCAGACGGUGUUGAUGCAAAGAUGUCUGGCUCAAGAGAAGCUUAUGGACGCUUUGAAGCAUGCCUCGAUAAUGCUGACCGAGCUACGAAGCCCUUUGCUCUCGCCAAAACAGUACUACGAGCUGUACAUUUCCAUAUACGACUCUUUGAGCAUCUUGUCCAACUAUUUUGUCGAGUGUCACAGCAAGAAACAUCAUCUGGCGGAUCUGUACGAGCUUGUACAAUAUGCUGGCAACAUUCUGCCCCGACUCUAUCUCAUGAUUACCGUUGGAAGCGCAUAUCUUCAAUCGGCCGACGCGCCGCGGGAAGAAAUCUUCAAGGACAUGAUUGAGAUGUGCAAGGGUAUUCAAAACCCGAUCCGAGGCCUCUUUCUGCGGUACUACCUAUCGCAGCGAACAAAACAGUUCUUUCAGGCAGAAGAUUCUGAGACAAAAAAGGCCAAUGUCAACUUUAUCAUCACCAAUUUUAUCGAGAUGAACAAGUUGUGGGUGCGUUUGCAGCAUCAGGGCCCUCUACGUGAAAGAGAACAGCGUACUCGUGAGCGUAAAGAGCUCAAAAUCUUAAUCGGUGCGAACUUGAUGAGACUCUCGCAGAUCGCCGAAGCGGAUUUCAAACUAUACAAAGACGAAAUAUUGCCCUUGAUCCUUGAGCAGGUGAUUAACUGUAGAGACGUUGUGUCUCAAGAAUACCUGCUCGACGUAAUUUGCCAGAUCUUCCCUGGUGAGUUUCAUCUCGGCACUUUAGCAGAACUAUUGGCAACGUCACUGAAGUUAAACCCGACCGUUCCUAUAAACAAGGUCGUACUGACACUGGUCGAGAGACUGAAUGGGUUUAUCGACCGCCAAGAAAAUCCGGACCUGGACAGUGUGACGCGCGGCCUCGCAUUUGUCGACAUUGGGGAAGAAAACAAAAACCUCUUUUUCAUGUUUUGGAAAUUCCUCAAUCAAUUGAGUGAGGAGCGUCCAGACCUGUCAUUACAGGAGCUGGCCCCAGUAAUUCAGGGUAUUUUGAAACUGACUCUGCGCUGGUAUCCGGACAACGUCAGCAACGUCAACGUUCUGUUCAACUUCAUGCACGAAAAAUGCAAAGAGUAUGGCAAAGCUCUUCCUGAGGAGUACGACUUUCUUUUCCACGACUUGCUGCUAGCUCCAGAACUCAAAUCCGACACUUCUUUCUUCCUAAGACUUCUGACAGAAUGCGAGGCUUACGAAGGUCUGCUUUCAGCUCAAAAUUCGAAUCUGCAAAGAGAAUGCGCCAACGAAAUUCUAGAUACUUUGACGGGUGCCGAGUGGCGUAUAAGCUCCAAGCCAGAACUCGAAAAAAUUCUUAAGCUUUGUGGUUCUUUGGUGGAAUCAAAUUCCGACAAGAUGAGCUCCUCGUUGAUUCUGGAUGAAGAAGACGAUUUGGACUCCGAGAAUUGGUCUUUUUCGCCAGAUCAAGAGAAGUUGGCUCAUAUCACGCAUCUAUGCGAUAACAAGAGCAUUGAAUCACAUUGCGAAUUGCUGCUCACAUGCAGAAAUUGGUUCCAGAAAAGUGGUAAGAAUAUCAAGUAUCAUUCGCCCGCCAUCAUCUGCAAUUUAUGGAAGCUGAUACGCAAAUGUCAGCUAAGGAUAAACAGGAAACCGGAAAUUCGUGAAAAGCUCAAUGGUACCAUGAAGCAGCUUUUCAAACAUGUUUCCCUCAUCAUCAACGACAUCUAUAAUGCAUGUGGUGGAGGGUGUCUGGACUUGUUGUACAAGCUGAACGUACAAACGGCGUCGCUUGCUGAUCAAGCUCAAUUGGGCGACAUCGCUUACGACUUUUUUUCACAAGCCUUCACCAUUUUCGAAGAAUCGCUCAGUGACUCUCGCACCCAAUUUCAGGCCAUUGUGAAUAUGGCACAAACAUUACAGAAAACAAGAAGCCUAUACAUGGAUUCGCACUACGAGACUCUGAUCACAAGAUGCACAUUACAUGGCUCGAAGCUUCUCAAAAAGCAAGACCAAUGUCGUGCUGUUUACACAUGCUCUCAUCUGUGGUGGGCCACUGAAAUCUCGCCUUUGGGAGAAGAGGAGGGGGUCACUGAGAGCUUUUUCCGGGAAGGAAAGAGGGUCUUGGAAUGUUUACAGCGCUCUUUAAGAGUUGCCGACUCAGUGAUGGAUAAUGUCCAGAGCUGUGAGCUCAUGGUUGAGAUUCUGGACAGGUGCUGCUACUAUUAUAUCCACGGCGACGAAGCAUCCACUCAUGUGGGAAUAAAAUACAUCAAUGGGUUAAUCGAGCUUAUAAAAACAAACCUCGACGGCCUCAAACUAGAAGUUACUUCAAUGAUAGAAGACGGGCCAAAGCUCAAGACUGACUGUGCAUACAUUGGAAUCGACGGCUGUUAUAUUCACCGAAAUUCUGCAAACAGCGUGGCAGCUGUUUACACCAAACCUCCCGCGUCCAAGACUACCCUACUGAAUUUCAUACCGGUCGAGCAUUUCAAUAGAACCCUGAAGUACAUUCGGGAUCAAAAGGACGUUGAUGAUCGCUUCAAGGCCAUUGUUCUAUGA
Messenger RNA from Lachancea meyersii CBS 8951, 2577 nucleotides. Lineage: Eukaryota; Fungi; Ascomycota; Saccharomycetes; Saccharomycetales; Saccharomycetaceae. The record is from the annotation of a GenBank genome assembly.